UAGAGAUAGAAGUGGUCCAUUAAUGUGGAGGACGACUUGCAUAAAGCGCGUACCAUUGUAGCGCUGACCGCCAUCGGGCCCAGCUUCUAGAAGCAUCACUGUUUUCUUUCAUGCCUAUUAUCUUACCAUUAACUACAAGACUGAUCUCCUUCAAGCAGACAUCCCUUGAAAUAACUCUUUCGUUCAGAGAGAGAGAGAGAGAGUACAGUUUCAACCAACGCGCUCACUGGCUCCCGUGAUCACAAACCACCGGAGGACAAAGCCGUCACAAAGAUUUCUCAGAGCUGCUGCGAUUGUGAACCUCCUCCGCAACACCGUCUAUAAGAUCACUCUCGAGUCUCGCACCACCGUCGCCUGUUCGCCUCACAUUUUGUUUCUGACCCUUGUGGUGGGCUCUGUCGGGAACACCGGUCAGCCAUGGAGCCCCUAGUCGAUGCAGAGAGGUCACGGCAACUGUCGCUUUUCAGACCUCUAGGCUACCAACGCAAUUCAUGUGGUUACUGUAAAUCAGAGAGAGGAAGUGCUUCUUACUAUGCUAGUUCAGUCUCAGUGCGGCCGGAGCAUUACGAAGAGCUAGUCAAUCGCGGCUGGAGAAGAUCAGGGACUCUGUACUACAAGCAGAACCUGCAGAGGUCAUGCUGUCCGCACUACACUAUGAGGCUCGACGCCUCCGAGUUCAAGCCUCGAAAGGACCAAAGAAAAGCACUCAACCGCUGGAAUAAAUACAUUCUGGGUCCGGAGUACAUGCGCAAGGCUGCGAGACUAUGUCCGAAGACCAGAGAAGAGAAGAAGUACAGGAAAAACAACUUCGACUUGCUCACAGCCAUCCACGAGACCGAAUAUGAGAAUGUGAAACGUCCGAUUGAUCCCGAAACCAAACGGCCCAUCGAGCCAGCGCAUAAAUUCGAGGUCACCACGGAGGGCGACUCUAUCUCUCAGCGCAAAUAUGAGGUCUUCCUCAAAUAUCAAAAGGCCAUCCACAAAGAGGACGAAUCUCGGUGGAAAUCGGCGGAUUUCAAGCGAUUCCUCUGUUCUGGUCUGAAAAAGUCGACGGUCAAGGAAGAUGGAAAGGAACGGAAACUGGGCUCCUGGCACCAGUGCUAUCGUCUGGAUGGAAGACUCAUAGCCGUAGCCGUCCUCGAUCUUCUUCCACACGGUGUGAGCUCCGUCUAUAUUUUCUACGACCCCGAGUUUGGUCACUGGGAAUUUGGCAAGCUGAGCGCACUUAGAGAGAUAGCCUUCGCCAUUGAGAACAACUACCAGUACUAUUACAUGGGCUUCUACAUCCAUUCUUGCCAGAAAAUGCGCUACAAGGCAACCUAUCGACCUCAGUAUAUCUUAGACCCGGAGAGUUAUACCUGGGAUCCUCUCGACGGCGAACUAUCGAAGAAACUCGAUGAGCGUCCCUACGUCUCCCUGUCUCGCGAUCGAAAAUUAGCCUCCCAGAAAGAAAGCGACAAGGACGAAUCCACGACAGCAGCAGCAGAUCAAUCCAGCCAAGGAAAGGAAUCCGAAGAGAACGACGAGGAAAUGUCCCUCUUCGAUAUUCACAUGCCUGGCGUAUUGACAGUGGAGGAAGUACUAGCGCUCGAUCUGGACCACUGGCUUCUCCUCGUCCAUGGAUCAUUCCUCGAAAUGAUCGAUCUCGUCAAUUGGGAAACCUCCGAUAUCAAAAACCCUCAAUCAGUCAAGGGAAUCAUAGGCGAACUGGCAGCCGUCUUGGGACCGAAAAUAGUCAAGGAUUCUGCAGUUGUCUUGUUCGACUGAAUAGGGAAAAGGUCAGGAGAUAGGUAGUACUGGCUACUAGUACUAGUACUUAUCUGCAAGUAAAGUAUUUGUCAAUGGGGAAAUGGAAAUUGAAGAAUUAGUUACAUGCUUCUUGCGGCUUAGUGAUUGGUCUGAAUAAUGGAAUCUUUUUUUAUUGGAACUUUGCUUUGGGCUUUCUUUUUCUGCAGGAUGUUGAGAUUGGGCACUAUCAGAUCGAUUAGAGCGUAAACAAGACUCGAGUUGACUCUACGGUUGUCCAAAUCUUAUAGAUGCCGCUACCGACUAUUUUU
Paecilomyces variotii is the source of this 2057-nucleotide messenger RNA. Its product is annotated as Arginyl-tRNA-protein transferase. The record is from RefSeq and is a predicted model, not a curated record. Gene Ontology annotation, molecular function: arginyl-tRNA--protein transferase activity. The coding region runs from base 418 to 1767 and encodes 449 amino acids. NCBI's taxonomy places the organism in Eukaryota, Fungi, Ascomycota, Eurotiomycetes, Eurotiales, Thermoascaceae. Gene Ontology annotation, biological process: protein arginylation. The transcript has 11 exons. Gene Ontology annotation, cellular component: cytoplasm.